This is a messenger RNA of Trichomonas vaginalis G3, 369 nucleotides long. RefSeq lists its product as uncharacterized. NCBI's taxonomy places the organism in Eukaryota, Parabasalia, Trichomonadida, Trichomonadidae. The record is from RefSeq and is a predicted model, not a curated record. The transcript has a single exon. The coding region runs from base 1 to 369 and encodes 122 amino acids.
AUGCAAAGUGCAAUUGCCCAGCAAAUUCCAGAUAUUAUUCAGCUUGUCGUUGCUAGCUUGAAUGACUGCAACAAGUCUGCUGACUUCCCUCAGCUCUUUACAGAAGAUGCAAAGCUCACAUUUGAGACAACAAAGAAAGAAUCUAGAGAUCACGUUGUAGCAUUAUUCCAGGAGAAGCAGAAGACAUUAGAUGCUAAGGGACCAUUCUCUGUUACAAAAUAUUCAUUUGUUAUUGUCUCAGAGACUGAAAUCAUUAUUAAUGGUUUAGCACAAUGGGGUGGAGUUAACAAUUUACUUACAAUUUGUUUCCAGAUCUCCAAAGAUCAAAAGUUGCAGAUUUCAAACUUCAUGUUAACAAAAUUAGCGUAA